CUGGGUGACCUUCAGGCCUAGGGCUGAGCCCUCUGCACCCUUAGCUUCCAGGAGGUGAGGGCGAGAGACCAGCUUCUGGUGACCAGGAGGGAGGGGUAACAGAAAGCCCCCCAGGACCUGAGCCCUGGGGACUGAGAGGGAGUCAAGAAGGGCUAGACAGGGGCUCUGGAUCCACAGGCUGCAGAGAGGACACGAGGUGGGGUGGGGGUGCCCGAGCCCCCUGCCCUGCUCCCUAUCGCCAGGGGCGGGUCCCUUAUCAAGCAGAGACAUCACUAUUUGGUAUCAAAUUCCAAAGUCUAAGUCAGGACCAUCUGCAGUGCCCCCGAUGACACCCGAUAGCACAGGUCCCUGGGUUCCUGGAUCCUGGCCACUUCUGGCCAGCACCCCGGCACCCUGUGCCCUGGGCCACCCUCAAGGUCUUCUUCCAGCUAGCACCAGUGAGGAAGCCGGCAGUGCCCCGACAUUGGACUAGACUCACCUAACAGUGACCUGAGGUCACUGUAGCCAUCCCCCUGUGGAUGGAGAAAAGGGGAGGUCACCAAAGCCAGCAGGGGGUGGGAAAGGAGGACAGUCGGCAAGGUCUCAGAUCAGGGGACCCCAAGACCUGGUGGGGCAGGGGGAGGAGAUGUGUCUGACCUGCUCUUCCCCCAGGAGAUCCCGGCUUGGGCCUGGGUCUGCCCCUGCCUGAAAUCCAUGCCGAAUUCCCUCACCAGUGGCCAGGUCCCCCCCACUACUCUGGACCUGGUUGGCCUGGUUAACCGGAGUCUGGGAAAUGCAGGUACCAGGAGCCCCACGGCCAAGGUCUCCGCCUGCCUCUGCCCACCCAUCAGGCCCUGUCCCAUUGCUCUGGGGACCUCUGGUUCUGCCCUGGUCUUGGAAGAGAGGGACACGGACCCCUGGGCCCUUCCUGAGCUGAAGGACACUGGCCAAUCCUGGAAAGAGCUCAGCUUGGCCGGCAGGGUGCUCCGGGUGGUCAUUGGCUUCCUCAAGGCCUGUGGGCUCCUGGGCAGCCUCUACCUCUUCAUCUGCUCCCUGGACAUCCUCAGCUCUGCCUUCCAGCUGCUGGGCAGCAAAGUGGCCGGAGACAUCUUCAAGGACAACAUGGUGUUGUCCAACCCUGUGGCUGGACUGGUCAUUGGUGUGCUGGUCACAGUUCUCGUGCAGAGCUCCAGCACGUCCUCCUCCAUUGUGGUCAGCAUGGUGGCCUCUAAGUUGCUGACCGUCCAGGCUUCGGUGCCCAUCAUCAUGGGCGUCAAUGUGGGCACGUCCAUCACCAGCACCCUGGUCUCAAUGGCACAGUCAGGGGACCGGGAUGAGUUUCGGAGGGCCUUCGGAGGCUCAGCCGUGCACAGCAUCUUCAACUGGCUCACAGUGCUGAUCUUGCUGCCACUGGAGAGUGCCAUGGCCCCACUGGAGAGGCUCAGCGCUCUAGCCCUGGGCACCACCAGCCUGCAGCCUGGGGGGCGUGCACCUGACAUCCUCAAGGUGCUGACGCAGCCACUCACACACCUUGUUGUGCAGCUGGAUGCCAAUGUGAUUACGGGAAGUGCCACAGGCAAUGCCACCAACAGCAGCCUCGUCAAGCGAUGGUGUGGCACCAGGGGGGAGAUGACCACGGGGAAUGGCAGCAACUGUGGAGUGGCCGCCUCCGACUCCUGCCCUGAGAGGAACAGCUCAGCCGCCCUGGAGCACCUGCCCUGUGAGGCCCGGCGCCUGCCCCUACCCCUGCCCACCCCACAAGCUGGCCACCACUCACCUGCCCCCACCCUGCCACCAGGCCACCACCUGUUCGCAGGAACGGCGCUCACGGACCUGGCCGUGGGCUUCAUCCUGCUGGCAGCUUCCCUGCUCGGGCUCUGCUCCUGCCUCGUCCUCCUCGUCAAGCUGCUCAACUCCGUGCUGCGCGGCCGUGUUGCCCAGGCCGUGAGGACUGUCAUCAACGCUGACUUCCCCUUCCCAUUCGGCUGGCUCAGCGGCUACCUGGCCAUCCUCGUGGGUGCCAGCCUGACCUUCAUGCUCCAGAGCAGCAGCGUCUUUACGGCCGCCAUUGUGCCGCUCAUGGGGGUGAGGGUGAUCAGCCUGGAGCGUGCGUACCCCCUCUUCCUGGGCUCUAACAUUGGCACCACCACCACGGCUCUGCUGGCGGCCCUAGCCAGCCCCGCAGACAUGCUGCUCAGCGCCGUCCAGGUCGCCCUCAUCCACUUCUUCUUCAACCUGGGCGGCAUCCUGCUGUGGUACGUGGUGCCUGUCCUGCGGCUGCCCAUUCCACUGGCCAAGCGCUUCGGGGACCUGACCGCCCAAUACCGCUGGGUGGCCAUUGCCUACCUGCUGCUCAGCUUCCUGCUGCUGCCACUGGCCACCUUUGGGCUCUCCCUGGCAGGCGGCACAGUGCUGGCUGCCGUUGGGGGGCCCCUGGCCGGGCUGGUGCUCUUCGUUGUCCUGAUCAACGUCCUGCAGCAGCACCGGCCAGCCUGGCUACCCCACCAUCUGCGGUCCUGGGCCUGGCUGCCCCUCUGGCUCCGGUCUCUGGAGCCCUGGGACCGCCUGGUGAGCCGCUGCUGCCCCUGCAGGGCCCGCAGCCCACCUCGGGCCACCGCCAAGGAGGCCCACUGCCACGAGAACCCUGAGGUGCUGGCCUCCCAGCAGUUGUGAGGGGUGGGCACCCCCGGGGACCCCCACAACCCUUGCCCACUGACCUCUGGGUACCCUGGGUGAUCCCUGUAGCAGUGGACUUCUGAGU
This is a messenger RNA of Equus quagga, 2740 nucleotides long. It is a transcript of the gene SLC34A3, whose product is annotated as solute carrier family 34 member 3. Gene Ontology annotation, cellular component: brush border; apical plasma membrane; vesicle. Gene Ontology annotation, biological process: intracellular phosphate ion homeostasis; sodium-dependent phosphate transport. Gene Ontology annotation, molecular function: sodium:phosphate symporter activity. The record is from RefSeq and is a predicted model, not a curated record. Lineage: Eukaryota; Metazoa; Chordata; Mammalia; Perissodactyla; Equidae.